Molecule: messenger RNA, 1994 nt
Organism: Phialemonium atrogriseum
Lineage: Eukaryota; Fungi; Ascomycota; Sordariomycetes; Cephalothecales; Cephalothecaceae
Product: major facilitator superfamily domain-containing protein
Exons: 8
Coding region: 48-1766 (572 amino acids)
Biological process (GO): transmembrane transport
Cellular component (GO): plasma membrane
Molecular function (GO): transmembrane transporter activity
Source: RefSeq, a predicted model, not a curated record
GUUUACUCGCUUAUCCAAGCCGCCUUAUUUUUCAAGGUUAUCGAAGAAUGGCUCCUGUAACGCAGCACAACAUAGCCUUCGGCGAUGAGGUGGAACGCAUCCCAGGGACAGUUCACCUCAUCGACUGCGAGGGUAAUCUACACUCUAAACAUGGUGACGGAGCCGAGCAGGAUAUUGUUCUGGUACCGGCGCCGUCGGCUCACCCAGACGACCCUCUCAACUGGUCCCGGCGCCGAAAGUACCUCUCAGCAUUCUGCAUGUCUGUUUACGUUCUCGUGGUUGGCAUCUGUUCCUCUGCGCUAUACUCGACCCUAGAUCCUCUAUCGAAGGCCACUGGUCUCUCCUAUAAUGAUCUCAACUCUGGGACUGGCUACAUGUUCCUUUUCUUCGGUUGGGGAUGCGUCCUCUGGCAGGCAAUUGGCAUUCAGUACGGCAAGAGGCCGGUAUAUCUCAUCAGUCUUGCCGGCACUCUGGGCGUCAUGGUGUGGCAGCCACAUAUCCGGACCAACGGCGAAUGGAUUGCAGCCAAAAUCCUGCAGGGCACAUUUGGUGCACCUAUGGAAUCGCUUGCAGAGAUCACUAUCUCGGACGUGUUCUUCACUCAUGAAAGAGGUAGCUACAUGGCCUUGUAUGCGCUCGCCCUGGGCUACAGCAACGGCAUCGCGCCCUUGAUCAUGGGCUUUAUCAACGCUGGCCAGGGGUACCAGUGGGUAUUUUAUUGGUGUGCCAUUUUCUGCGGUGCUGCCUUCGUCAUCGUCUUCUUUUUCAUGGAGGAGACCAAGUUCGACCGGGGCGCCUACAUGGACGAUACCCACAACAUCCAGGCUCAGCAGGAUAGCAAGGCCAACGACGAGGACCCGAAAGCGCUGGAAAGCCAAGAUAGCCACUGCGGGGAUGCCAAGGGAAACAACAACGAUGCCAACAGCGACCCGUCCAUUCGUGACUCGGGCCCGACCAUGCCCACUGAUGACGCCAGCCAGAGGAAGAAGAAGUCGUACAUGGCCCGGCUGAAGCCCAUCGAAAGCCAGGGGUUCCACCGCAGGAACAACCUCCUCCGCCUCAUGGGCCGUCCCAUACUGCUGCUGAGUUUCCCCAUCAUCGCCUAUGCAGGCUUCUGCUACGGCUGCAACAUCGUGUGGCUGUCGGUGCUCAACGCGACCGAGUCCAUGGUCCUGUCAGCUGCUCCCUAUAGCAUGUCCACCUCCAUCGUGGGCCUGACCUUCAUCGCUCCGUUGGUCGGAACCAGCCUCGCCUGUCUAUACACGGGCGUCUUCGGCGACCGUUUCAUCCUGUACAAGGUGCGGCGCAACAAGGGGUUCAUGGAGGCUGAGCACCGACUGUGGCUGUUCCUGCCGUCGCUGUUGCUCAUCCCCUUCGGGUGCAUCCUGUGGGGCGUCGGUGCCCAGCACCACGUCCACUGGUUCGGCCUCGUGUUCGCCAUGGGGGUCAUCUCCUUCAUCACCACCGCCGGCUCGCAGAUCUCCAUCGCCUACUGCAUCGACUGCUACCGCGACCUCGGGAGCGAGGCCUUGGCGUCGGUUAUCAUCGUCCGGAACACCAUGUCCUUCGGGAUCGGUUAUGGCGUCACCCCGUGGGUCGUCAACAUGGGCUACCAGAACGCCUUCAUCCUCGGCGCCUUUGCCGGCCUGGCCCACACCCUGACCAUCUUCCCCAUAAUCCGUUGGGGUCGGUACCUAAGACAGCGCAGCGCCGACAGGUACUGGUCUUACGUGAGGAGGGGCGCCGACCUAGACAUCAAUCACUAGGUAGAAUGGCAGAGGCCUUGAUCUUGGCUAGCAUAUCCUUUUUGGAAAUGCCAUCAAGUGCGGUCUGGGGAGGAAAGGGUCUACGGGACGGGGUUUGGAGGCAACAUCGCUGGGAAGAAGCAGAUUCUUAUUCUUUUGUCAGGUCUGCGAGACUCACUUGGAGUCAUCGUCUCGACAAGUAGACCACGACUUUUCCUUUUCUUCCUCUUUACGCUCGAGCUCGACCAC